Molecule: messenger RNA, 1962 nt
Organism: Psammomys obesus (fat sand rat)
Lineage: Eukaryota; Metazoa; Chordata; Mammalia; Rodentia; Muridae
Gene: Ftcd
Product: formimidoyltransferase cyclodeaminase
Exons: 14
Coding region: 65-1690 (541 amino acids)
Molecular function (GO): folic acid binding; transferase activity
Source: RefSeq, a predicted model, not a curated record
AGAGCUGCCACUCCACGUCCAUCUACAGCUUCUUGAGGGGAGCGUCUGAACUCAGGUGCUGGCCAUGUCCAAGUUGGUGGAAUGUGUCCCCAACUUCUCAGAGGGCAACAACCAAGAGGUGAUUGAUGCCAUUUCUCGAGCCAUCUCCCAGACCCCAGGUUGCGUGCUGCUGGACGUUGAUGCUGGGCCCUCCACCAACCGCACCGUCUACACUUUCGUGGGGCAGCCAGAGUGCGUGGUCGAGGGAGCCCUCAGUGCGGCGCGUACAGCCUCGCAGCUCAUCGACAUGAGCAAGCACAAGGGAGAGCAUCCUCGAAUGGGUGCUCUAGAUGUUUGCCCCUUCAUCCCGGUGAGGGGCGUCAGCAUGGAUGAGUGUGUGCUCUGUGCCAAGGCCUUUGGCCAGCGGCUUGCUGAGGAGCUCAAUGUGCCAGUGUACCUCUACGGAGAGGCAGCUCGGACACCCAGUCGCCAGACCCUGCCGGCUAUCCGGGCUGGAGAGUAUGAGGCCCUGCCUGAGAAGCUCAAAAAGACCGAGUGGGCGCCUGACUUUGGCCCUAGUUCCUUUGUCCCCAGUUGGGGUGCCACUGUCACGGGUGCUCGGAAAUUCCUCAUCGCGUUCAACAUCAACCUGCUCAGUACCAAGGAACAGGCCCAUCGCAUUGCUCUCAACCUGCGGGAGCAGGGCCGAGGGAAGGACCAGCCAGGAUGUCUGAAAAAGGUUCAGGGUAUCGGUUGGUACCUGGAUGAGAAGAACUUGGCUCAGGUGUCCACAAACCUCCUGGACUUUGAGGUCACAGCUCUGCACACAGUCUAUGAGGAGGCCUGCAGGGAGGCUCAGGAGCUGAAUCUGCCAGUGGUGGGCUCCCAGCUAGUGGGCCUGGUGCCUCUGAAGGCCUUACUGGAUGCCGCAGCCUUCUACUGUGACAAGGAGAACCUGUUUGUUCUGGAGGAGGAGCACCGGAUACGGCUGGUGGUGAACCGGCUGGGCCUGGAUUCCCUGGCACCCUUCGACCCAAAGGAGCGGAUCAUCGAGUACUUGGUUCCCUCUAGUGGACCAGAGCAGGGCCUACUGGACAAGUCCCUGCGUGCUUUUGUUCGGGAGGUGGGCGCCCGCUCUGCUGCCCCCGGCGGCGGUUCGGUGGCUGCGGCUGUUGCAGCCCUGGGAGCAGCCCUGGCUUCUAUGGUGGGCCAAAUGACCUAUGGGCGGCGACAGUUUGAUCACCUGGACUCCACCAUGAGGCGCCUGAUCCCACCUUUCCAUGCUGCCUCUGCCCAGCUCACCACCUUGGUAGAUGCUGAUGCCCAGGCUUUUGCUGCCUGUUUGGAAGCAAUUAAAAUGCCCAAGAACACGUCUGAAGAGAGGGACAGACGAGCGUGUGCCCUGCAGGAGGGGCUGAGACUGGCAGUUGCUGUACCAAUGAACCUGGCAGAGACUGUGUCCCAGCUAUGGCCAGUGCUGCAGGAGCUGGCCCUGUGUGGGAACCUGGCCUGCUUGUCCGACCUACAGGUGGCGGCCAAAGCCUUGGAGACGGGUGUGUUCGGUGCAUACUUCAAUGUGCUUACCAACCUGAAGGACGUGACUGAUGAUGCAUUUAAAGAGAAGAUGCACCAUCGAAUCUCCAGCCUUCUGCAGGAAGCCACGACCCAGGCUGCAAUGUUGCUUCGUAGCCUAGAAGCCCGGAAGGAGUGAAGAGACCUCCCCAAAUGGAUGGUCCAACUUCCAGUGUUCCUUACCUAUCUUAAGUGGUCCAAGCCUAGCUUUGGGGGGGGGGGGCAGGCUCAGCCAUGACAUCUGCACUGCCAGGUUGGUGCUCUACACACAGCUGUCUAUGUAGGAUCAGAAGAUGCGAUGGAGGUAGUUUGGGGUAGGGUAGAGAGUGGGGCCUGAUUGGGGUUCUGUCCUGCAGGCAUUCAAUCUCACACCUUCUGUUACCCAUGGCUUCUAGUAAAUUCUGAACACAA